Molecule: messenger RNA, 994 nt
Organism: Cuscuta campestris
Lineage: Eukaryota; Viridiplantae; Streptophyta; Magnoliopsida; Solanales; Convolvulaceae
Source: the annotation of a GenBank genome assembly
CACUAGCCUCCGUUGAAACUCCGUCUCCUCCUUCGCCACAUCAUCCGCCCUUGACCUCGACCUCAGCCUCCAAGUCCCCACUGGCAUUGAAUAUGGACUGCGGGGUAGUGGUAGAUGGUGAUUCCGGUGGUGCUCGAGAGUGAGAACGCUGAAAGCUUCCCCUACCGCGAAUGCUACCGCGGAAGGAAGUGCUCCUUGCUGAAGACAUUGAAAGGAGAAGGGGUUAUGAGACCUGAUGUCGCUUUUACUCUGAGUGUCACGAGUAGAUACCAGUCCAACCCUGGCGAAAGCCAUUGGACGGCUGUGAAGAACAUCCUUAAGUACUUCCGUUGGACUAAGGAUGCCUUCCUGGUAUAUGGCGGAAAAGAAGAGCUCUUCCAAACUGAUAGAGACGACUUCAAGUCGCAGGCAGGGUAUGUGUUUUGUUUGAAUGGUGGAGCUGUUACCUGGAAGAGUUACAAGCAAGAUACUACCGCUGAUUCCACUACGGAAGCAGAGUACAUGGCUGCAGCCGAGGCAGCCAAGGAAGGUGUGUGGCUCAAGAAUUUUAUUACUGAGCUUGGAGUGGUUUCUAGCAUCAAGAACCCUAUACCAUUGUUUUGCGACAACAAUGGGGCAAUUGCACAAGCGAAAGAACCUCGGUCUCACCAGAAGACCAAACACAUCGUUAGACGUUAUCACAUCAUACGAGAAAUCGUUGCAUGUGGGGACGUUGAGAUUUGCAAUAUAGGUAUAGACGAAAAUAUCGCGGAUCCGUUGACAAAGGAUUUGGGAAAGCCUAAACACGAGAGUCAUACGUGGUCCAUGGGCAUUCAAAAAUGUUUGAUUGGGCUUAGGGCAAGUGGGAGAUUGUUGUAUUUAGGUGCCCUGGCGGCAAUCAAAUACCUAUGUAACUGUACACUUUAUCAUGAAUGAAAGGCCUUGAAACUUGAAGUUAUUACAUUCUCUGAUAUGUGGGGCCGUAUGCUUUGAUUCAUAAAUACUGGUAGACAUA